AUGGACGAGCCAUUUGUACAAUUAGUUAGCGACAUCAAAACAGAACUAACAUACUCGUCCUCACAAUUGUCACGACUAAAGUUAUACAACUCCGCGAAAUGGUCUGCAGAAGCGCUGUGGGGAAUGUGUGUAAUCGAGCCAACGACGAGUUUCACCGACUUUUCCAAAAUGGAUGAGUCUCCACUAAGAAACAGAUGUAACACUGAAGCUAUUGUUCCCCAGCAAUCGCCAGAGAAGGCCAGUCCAAGUAUGGAUACUUUCGAGUACAAUCAAUAUUUACUGGCGUCGACGCUCUUUGACUGCAAAGAGUUCGAUCGAUGCGCAUAUUUUUUGGCUGACAGCACCCACCCCGAACUUUUAUUUUUGAAACUGUACAGCAAGUUUCUUUCCUGGGACAAGAAAAACCAGGAAAGCGUCGAGAACAUGCUGACCGCGAAAGACGUGAAGGGCGUUCAAGGCAUUGGCAAUGUCAAUGGCGACAGCAAAGGCAGAGAAAGCAUAGAAAGGUUUCGUGAUUACGAAGCUGGCAAUAAUGGACAUCACAAAAAGUCUGCCGAUCUCGAUAAUGGCGAUUCCACCAGCGUGCCUGCGAUACUGAAGGAGCUCAAUCAGUACCUAUCAGAAAACCGAGAAAAAGAAGAAGAAGUGAGCGUGGGAUUUGCCCUAUUGUACUAUCUAAAAGGUGUGCUGUACAAAUUACAAGACAUUCCCUCGAACGCUAUCAGUUCGUUCCUAUCUUCGUUGUCGCUUUUCCCAUACAAUUGGACAUGCUGGACUGAAUUGAUUAGUUGCAUCACACGGUCAGACGAAUCUUUGCUGCUUCUAAAGGUUCUCAACGAAAAACUGACGUCGGAAAAGUCGCAGAUCAUGCUAAAAUUCUUCAAACUAUCAGUCUUUCAAGAGUUCAACGGAAAUAUUGACGAUUUCAUCCAGGAGCUGGACUACCUGCUUUUGAUCUUUCCCCGGUUUGCAUUUCUGAAGACUCAGCACGCUCUCAUCAAUUACCACUACAUGGACUAUGUUAGUGCCGGAUUGAUUUUUGACCAGAUCAUAAAGCUGGAUCCAUAUCGUUUGGAAGACAUGGACACGUACUCCAACAUUCUGUAUGUGAUGCAGAAAACAUCUAAACUAGCAUACCUUGCACAGUUUGCCUCUGGAGUCGAUAGGUUUCGAGCAGAAACUUGCUGCAUAAUAGCGAAUUACUAUAGUGCCAAACAAGAGCACGAGAAGUCCAUCAUGUACUUUCGCCGUGCGUUGACGCUAAACAAGAAUAGCACAAGCGCCUGGACAUUGAUGGGUCAUGAGUUUGUGGAAUUGAAAAACUCACACGCCGCCAUUGAAUGCUACCGCCGCGCCGUUGACAUCAACCCGCGGGAUUUCAAAGCCUGGUACGGGCUAGGUCAGGCAUAUGAGGUGCUGGACAUGCACCUGUACUCAUUAUACUACUUUCAGAGAUCGUGUGCGCUCAAACCGCUUGACAAGCGCAUGUGGCAGGCGCUGGCUAGCUGUUACGAGAAGGUCGACAGUAUCGAUGAGUCGAUCAGAUGCUAUUCCAGGGCACUUCAGCUGUCUCUCAACAGCAGCCAAGACAUUUCGAUUCUAUACCGACUCGCGAUACUACACGAGCAAAUUAAAGACAUCGAAAGCUGUAGAGGAUAUAUGGUAAAGUGCGUGGAAGCACAAGAGCAGUCAGAUGGUUUAAUAAGUGACGAAAUAACGAAGGCUAGUCUCUGGCUGGCCAGACAUGAAGCAAAACACAAAAAGUUCGCAGAAGCCUACAAAUACGCACUCAAUGUAACGCAUGGAUCUUCUCAAGAGAUCGAAGAAGCCCGUGCUUUAGCUCGAGAGUGCAGAAGACGAAUGGAUUAG
Lachancea lanzarotensis is the source of this 1869-nucleotide messenger RNA. RefSeq names its product LALA0S05e09384g1_1 (gene CDC23). NCBI's taxonomy places the organism in Eukaryota, Fungi, Ascomycota, Saccharomycetes, Saccharomycetales, Saccharomycetaceae. The coding region runs from base 1 to 1869 and encodes 622 amino acids. Gene Ontology annotation, molecular function: protein binding. Gene Ontology annotation, biological process: cell division. Gene Ontology annotation, cellular component: anaphase-promoting complex. The transcript has a single exon. The record is from RefSeq and is a predicted model, not a curated record.